AUUAUGUAAUGCAACGGCAUAUGUGUGGAUGAGAAGGGAGAGGGACCAUGUUAUUUUUCUCCGUGGUUAAACUGGAUUUACAGUACCGGGCUCGCGCUGUCCCCAAUUGAGUGGCAUUAUCAUGUACGGCGAUGGAGAGGGCACUGUUUGGGACAGAGUCGGACGCCCCCGACGGGACUGCAUGUGCUACCUCGGACCUCCGACAACUUUGAUGCCCAUCGGGAUGCGGAAGUCUCCCGAUGUGAGUCCCAGACGGCUUUCGGACAUCAGCCCCCAACUGAGACAACUAAAGUAUCUGGUUGUGGACGAGUCUAUCAAAGAAGACACUUUAAAAUCGUCCCGUUCCUUUGAAGACAUUAACAGCGCGUCGAUAGAGGAGAGGAUCUUGAGGAUCACUGGAUACUACGGCUAUCAACCUUGGAAUGCUGUCUACACCAACAGAGAAGACCGUCCCAGAGAGAAUGUGGUGGGCAGCACAGCGGACGGCCAGGCGGCAAACGGCGGGGCGCCGGGGGCGGAGCCUGCUACGGGGAGGUGGAGACUUCGUUGCUGCAUCAAAGUCACAGCCGUACAGGUGCGGAAGGCGCUGUGGGGCAUUGCCAUGGUGAUGUGUGUGUGCUCAUCGUGGGCGGGGUCCACCCAGCUGGCCAAGCUCACCUUUAAGCAGUUUGACGCUCCAUUCACCCUCACCUGGUUCGCCACCACCUGGAACUGCCUGUUCUUCCCCCUCUACUACAUCGGACACCUGUGUAAGAGCCCUGAGAGACAGACCCCCAGACAGAGGUUCAGGGAGUGUUGUCGGUUCUUUGGGGACGACGGGCUGACAGCCAAGGUGUUCUUCACUAAGGUGGCUCCGUUUGGAUUGCUGUGGAUCCUCACCAAUUACCUGUACCUACAGGCCCUGAGGAAGAUCAACACUACAGACGUGUCAGCUCUGUUCUGCUGCAACAAGGCCUUCGUAUUCCUGCUCUCUUGGAUCGUACUGAGAGACCGCUUCAUGGGGGUCAGGGUGAGUUACUUGGGCUUUAACCUGGAUGAACCAGAGGCUAAUGGCUCCCUGCCUCCCAGACUCUAA
Messenger RNA from Oncorhynchus gorbuscha (pink salmon), 1075 nucleotides. Its product is annotated as putative thiamine transporter SLC35F3. NCBI's taxonomy places the organism in Eukaryota, Metazoa, Chordata, Actinopteri, Salmoniformes, Salmonidae. Bases 122 to 1075 code for a protein of 317 amino acids. The transcript has 7 exons. The record is from RefSeq and is a predicted model, not a curated record.